AGCGGGUCUUUGAUGUAGGCAGGCUGAUCACAGAUCAGAUACACGCGCCUCUCUCCGCCUUUGAUCUCGGCGCAGUGUGUGCUGGAUCUGCGGCUCUGUGCUGAGCUGAGCUGGGGCAGCAGCGCUGACAUGCUGAGCAGACCGGUGCGGGAAACACACCACCACACCUCUCACCGGUCUGCUUUCGACCUGUAAGACCCACUAUUUUGAACCACAGGCACCUUUUUCAGCAGCUACUGGCAACAAGUGGCUUAUCAAAAUGGUCUGGAUAAUUCAGCGCACCUUCUCUCUUGUACUAACAUUACAUGUUAUAUAUUCAACUCUGGUUCCCGUGAGGGCUGAGGAGGAGACCCGAGAAUGCAGAGAACAGGAGUACAAGGACCGGUUUGGGAACUGUAAACCCUGCAAGCAGUGUGAUGCAGGGCAGGAGCUUUCAAAGGAAUGUGGCUUUGGUUAUGGAGAGGAUGCCCGGUGCGUGCCCUGCCGGAGCAGCCGCUUCAAAGAGGACCGGAGCCUGCAGAAGUGCAAGCCCUGCCUGGACUGCGGACUCAUCAACCGCUUCCAGAAGGGCAACUGCUCCACCACCAGCAACGCCGUGUGUGGAGACUGUCUGCCCGGAUAUUACAGGAAGACGAAAUUAAGUGGUUUCCAGGAUAUGGAGUGUAUACCCUGUGGGGACCCUCCGCCUCCCUAUGAGCCUCACUGCAGCGGGCGUGUGAAUCUAGUGCCGCUGCCCUCGGUGGUGACCAGUCCGCGGGACAUGGCCCUGGCCGCUGUCAUCUGCAGCGCUCUGGCUACAGUGCUGCUGGCUCUGCUGGUCCUCUGCGUCAUCUACUGCAAGAGACAGCUGCUCGAGAAGAAGCCUAGUGCAACCUCUCUGAGAUCACAGGACUGUCCGUACAGCGGGGCGGAGCUGUCCUGCCUGGACCCCCGCUGGCUCCACGACUUUCCCCAGAGACCCUGCUGCCAGUGUCACCUGGGCCCAGGACACACCUGUGGUCCGGUCCACUUGAUCCCAUCUCUGUGCUGUGAUGAGAGCUGCAGUCUGGGCCGCAGCCAGGAUAACAGUCCCUUCCAGUCUCAGACAAGCCUCAGUGACGGAAGUAAAAACCAGGAUGAGGAGGGCAACCCAGUGCAGCUGGGAGGACAUCCAGAGUCUGUACCUGGAGAGGCUGCUGGGGCGACUGGGAACUCAGAACCUGCAGGGAGACCGGAGGAGGACGAGAAAGUGGAUGAGCGCAGGUCAAGAGAGAAUUCACCUGAGAGGACCAGACAGAGCUACAGUGAAGCUGUGACAGAUGCACUUCUUCCCAAGUAGCACCCGACGACUCAAGAAGGAUGACAUGGAUUUCUUUGGCUCAUGUUCCACCCUUGAACCACCCUGGACUCAACAACAGCAGCGGCCAGAUCCCGUUUCAGAUUACCCCCCCUCCCCACAAAAAAAGCCACCCACCAAUACACACAUACACAGCCACUCUCAAGUGUGGUCGCACUGCCUCUUUGAAAUGCCUGCAGCUGACCUCAGAGUCCCUCAUCAAAGGGUCCAAAUGGAAUAUGUACAUACAUGCAAACAAAAAGCACUGCUGAGGAAAAGCAAAGCACGAGGGCAAAGGCAUACACACACACACACACACACACAUACACAUACACACACACAUAUACACAUAUACACACACACACACACACACACACACACACACACACACACACAGAGAGUCAUGUUUCCAUCACUUCAGAGGACAUUACAUACACUUACAUUCAUUUCCUGGAGACUUAUCCUUAUCUUAACCAUUACCGCAACUUGCCUAACCCUUCCCCCCUAACCUUAAUAUAACCCUAAACUAAUCUUAGCUUUAAACUAAGUCUUUACUCUAAAAGUAAAGAUUUACAUUACGGGGAGUUGUUUUUUGCCCCAAUAAUGGAGGCAAGUCCCCAUAGCAUAUGGAGUAGCUGGUACACACAUAUACAUAUAUCAGAUCAUGGUCACUUUUGCAGACAUUACAUAGAAAUACACUAACACUUACUAUAACCACUGACCCAAAAAUCAGCUUUUAUCCCCAAUUAACUGGUCUUAAUUAUUCAAUGUGUCCCCAGAAGUAGCCUAUGACAUACCACACACACUCACACACAGAGAGAGAGAGAGAGAGAGAGAAUGUGAACUUGUUGGCCCAGAAGGUUAAAGUGAAUGAAGUUCAAACGUCGAGGAGUAUUGACUGGUCAAAGUGAGCCUCAGCUCCGCUUUGAGAAGGUCUUGCAUUGCCACAUGUAAGAGGAUAUAAACUGUACCGCAGAUCUAGCAGCUGGUGUUAUGAAGCUUUUGUGUGUAAAAGUAACAGUUCUAAAAAAAAAAAAAAAUUGAGGUGUGAAGAAAAAAAAAAACAUGUCAAAAGUUGUUUGUUGCACAUUGAAGACAAUCUUGAAAAAUAUGGAACAAGUUAAGACAAAGAGGAAUGUUUAAGUGAUAAACGUGUUGUAGAUACUGUAAAAUAGUACAUAGGUCAAUAUUUUUGUAACGUAGACAUUUCUGACAAUAUGUUUGCUUCUCUUCUCCCAGUUAUAGUGUUGAUGGUUGUGAACAGUCACUUCCACGUGAUAUCAUUUUACAUGUUUGUAAAUAAACCACUUGAACAAGUUCAUGCACUGAGUCAUUUAUUUUAGGUAAAACGAUUAAAAAGGAUAAUUUAUUGAAGCCCUAAUUCAUUUUAUUUAUAAAGUCUUUUAAAGGGGUAAUCAAGCUAUUUAAUACCACACUUCCACAAAGUUGAGGGACUCAAAAGAGACGAUUUAAAAAAAAAAGAAGACCUCAGUGGUGUUGAAACGAUUAAUUGAUCAACAGUAAAUUAGUCAACAACAGUUAUAACAUUAUCUCUGUUUUAGACAUUAGGUUGGGAAAAAAACAGCCAAUCUGCAGACCUCGUCAUCUUAGGCUCCAAGAAAACAUCACAGACAUUUUUCACUAUUUUUCCUUCACUCCUUUACGAGACUAAAAUCUUUUAACUAAAUAAAGAUUUAACAAUAAUUAGGAUAAUUGUUAUUUCCAGCUCUACAACUUGGGAGUCUUUUUGUUGGACCCUCCCUUCCCUCUAAACUUCCUUAUCUUUCAAACGUAUGGCCCCAGUUUGUAAGACAGGCUUUACAUUGAAAGUGUGUAAACUCCAAGCCUGAGCGGAGAUACCCGAUGACAUCAUCAGGGUUUGUGUGUUUUAAAUUAAACUUCCUUCACAUCCACAGGAGACACUACACAACUCUUCCUACAGGCUGAGUUGUACUUCAUGUCAAGUAAACUCAUUUUGAUUUGUAAAACUGAUUGGUGACAUGUCCCUUUAAGUAACCUCACCUCCUUAAACAUUGUUUUCAAAAUCUAACCGAAACACAGUCGCAGAGUCUGUGCUGAUAUAAUCUGUCUAAAGUUCAGCUGGAAAUGGAUCACAGAGAUUAAAAAAAAAUGCAACAUGUUAGAGAAACAUCACAACUAGACAGUCAAGCUGCUGUGAUGCAGCCACCCAGCUCGCUCCGUCUCUCUCGUGGUGUGUUCACACCUUCAAUAACCGUGUGAAGCUGCUCCUCGCCGCCUGCCUCGGGACUCAUAUCCUUGCGAGGCAAGCAAGGACAUUGUUGCAGGGAGCAGCUGCAGUCGCAGCUCAGCUGAUAAUUACCGUCUGAAUCUGUUGAAACAGAUGCAAACAGAUGGUUUGUCUAGCAGACUGUACUAUAUGUUCUGCAGCGUCAGUGUGAAAGAUAACAACUACGAGAGGCUCUGCUUUGCUUUGAAGUCUGAACGGCUUUAACACCAUGAGGAGUAACACAAUCUUAUAAGAAUGAACAAUAACUUUCCAGAAUAAUACAAGUGUUGUUUAAAAUCAUGGUUGCUGAAUGAUGUACGUAUUAGCGUGUGUAAUACAUUCCUGUUUGCACUUUGUUACACAGCUUUGUGUUACUGAAGUUCAGCAGUUUCAUUUGCAUUUUUUUGUGCAACAUUUUCGACAUCUUCAGUGACUAGAAAACAAUGGAUUCCUUUCAGCUAUUUCCAGAGAACAUUCCUGCAUUUUCAACAGCAGGAAUUUAAGAUAUAAUUGUAUGAAUAUAGCUGGUUAGCCAAAUAACGGGCAA
This is a messenger RNA of Scomber scombrus (Atlantic mackerel), 4110 nucleotides long. It is a transcript of the gene tnfrsf19, whose product is annotated as tumor necrosis factor receptor superfamily, member 19. Gene Ontology annotation, biological process: positive regulation of canonical NF-kappaB signal transduction; positive regulation of JNK cascade. Lineage: Eukaryota; Metazoa; Chordata; Actinopteri; Scombriformes; Scombridae. Bases 260 to 1318 code for a protein of 352 amino acids. The record is from RefSeq and is a predicted model, not a curated record. The transcript is spliced from 10 exons. Gene Ontology annotation, cellular component: plasma membrane. Gene Ontology annotation, molecular function: signaling receptor activity; protein binding.